Molecule: messenger RNA, 3138 nt
Organism: Penicillium paradoxum
Lineage: Eukaryota; Fungi; Ascomycota; Eurotiomycetes; Eurotiales; Aspergillaceae
Product: mismatch repair ATPase MSH1
Exons: 4
Coding region: 1-3138 (1045 amino acids)
Biological process (GO): mismatch repair
Cellular component (GO): nucleus
Molecular function (GO): mismatched DNA binding; ATP-dependent DNA damage sensor activity; ATP binding
Source: RefSeq, a predicted model, not a curated record
AUGGUCUCACAAACCUGGCUCAUACUCCUGCCGCAAGUAACCUUACUUGAGCAGCUCGGGAAGAUUUCGGUGGCGAAGGCGGAAAGAGGGGAGCUUGAAGGGUUCUGCCACUCCAGACAUUGGGAGCGCGUCGCAACAAUGCGCCCUGGUUCGUCCCUCUCUCAUUUGAUGCCAGUUUAUUUGAGACCUCUCGCUGCUCGAGUAUACUCAUCUUCUGGUUGCCAUAUACACCGAUCUAUAUGUCAUUAUGCGCGUCGAACCUCUAUACACCCACGCGUAUCCAUCGCGGCCCCGAGAGCUUACCUACGAGGCGCAAAGACUAAAGCGACGGUGAAAUUGAAAGAUCUCCCCCAGGGAAUUUUGAAACUCGAAGCAUACGACGAUCGGGUAGAUGAGGCUCCUCGCUACCCGACUGUGGUGCAGGGACACCGAAACAAUAUGCAGACAUUCAAAAACUGUGUUGUCUUGACCCGAGUCGGUGGCUUCUACGAGCUUUAUUUCGAACAAGCAGAAGAACUGGCACCAUUGCUUAGCCUCAAACUUGCAACCAAAAGAACCAAUGGCGGACCGGUUCCGAUGGCUGGUUUCCCCUUCUUCCAGCUCGAUCGUUUUCUAAAGAUCCUUGUCCAAGACCUCAACAAGUAUGUUGCUAUUAGCGAAGAAUUUGCUAUCAACGCAGAAGAUAAAGCACGUUCUGGGGGCCUCCUAUUCGAUCGAAAGGUUGCUCGGAUAAUCACGCCUGGCACUCUGGUUGAUGAGAAGUUCAUUGACCCUUCAGAGCAUAAUUUCUUGUUGGCCAUAUACCUGGACAUUCCGACUUUGCAAAUGCAAUCAAAGCAACAAGUAAGCAACGAAACCCAUCAACAUAUACUGUCAUCUGUGCCCCAAAAAGUGGGACUCUCGUGGCUUGACCUCUCAACUGGCGAUUUCUUCACUCAACUCACAACGGCUCAAAUGCUACCCUCUGCAAUUGCACGGAUUGGAGCUCGCGAAAUUCUAGUAGAUCAGAAUUUGCAAGAUCUUAUUGGACAUGAAUUGCAAAUGCUUGUUGGACACGAUCAUCGCCUUGUCACCUUCUUUCAAUUUCCCGGAGCAAUUAAACCAGUGUCUGAAUGGGGUCCAAUGCUCGAGUCCCCCGUCCUCGAAGCUAUGCGCGCCUCAUUCACAUCAGAGGAAGUAGCGGCUGGGUACAGCCUGCUCGAGUACAUUCGCGUGCAGUUACGAGGAUCAAAUCUCAAACUUCAACCCCCAAUCCGAAGACAUUUGAAUGAAUCUAUGAGCAUUGAUCGUAACAGCUUGAGUGGUCUUGAGAUUCUCGAAACAGCGAGAGACGGCUUUGGGAAAGGAAGUCUUCUCCACGCCGUGCGAAGGACGUCCACAAAAAGUGGUGCACGACUUUUGCGAGACCGACUCACUUCCCCGUCUACGUCUUUACAAGUUAUCAAUGAGCGUCUAGACCUCGUCUCGGUCUUCAUAGAACAUGUGGAGCUGCGUGACAGCGUCGUCCAGCUUUUGAAGCGCAGUUACGAUUCUCAGCGUUUAGUUCAAAAAUUUGCAUUUGGAAAAGGGGAUCCAGAUGACUUGAUAUGUCUCUCGCGCGCUAUCGAGGCCUCUAAGGAAGUCAGACAAGUUCUCCUCAAUCACAAUAAGGGGCCAGUCUCGCCUAGUGCUUCUGAUUCGAACCAUAGUCUUGCCGGCAUGGUCUCCCGACUUUUUCUUGAUGGUCCUAUCGCGCUGGCAGAGAAAAUUUUAGCGGCUAUUGAUGAAGAAGGUCUGUUACAAAAGCAGCGCAUUGAGGAUAGUACCGCUGCGGAGGCAGCGAGUCUGGCGCAGCAGGUAACUAUGAAUGAGGGAACAUCGAGCGAGUUCAAAGCGCUCCCGAAAAAGGUCAGAGCAAAAAAGAGCGAGAGAAUUGCCAAGGUUGAUAUUGAGUCCGGUCCUCUGGAUACUUGGAUUAUGAGGCGUGACGCAAGCAGCAUUUUGAAUGCACUCCACGCAGAGCUGGAAGAGUUGGGUGAUGAAAAGAUUUCACUGACUCGACAUCUCCGUGAUUCGGUCGAUUCGUCAGCCCUGAGUCUCAAAUGGACACCAGGGCUCGGCCACAUCUGCCAUGUUAAAGGGACUAAGAUAUCCCAAAAAUCUCUGGAAGACUUGGGGGUCACUCGUAAUGUCUCGUCUACCAAAUCUACUCGGUCAUUUUACCUACCAACUUGGACCGACUUAGGGUCCAGAAUGGACCAGGCGAAGAUUCGGAUUCGCCAAGAGGAGCAAUCAAUCUUUGAACGUCUGCGACGUGAAGUGAUCCUAAACCUUGUUAAGAUCCGCCGAAACGCAGCAGUCAUGGAUGAGUUAGACGUGGCAUGUUCAUUCGCAACUUUGGCUCAGGAACAGCAAAUGAUACGACCGAUUCUCAAUGACGGCACCUGCCAUAAAAUUGUCGGUGGAAGACAUCCCACUGUCAAACUGGGGUUGGAGGAACAAGGGCGAUCAUUUGUGAGCAACGAUUGCUACUUGGGCGAUUCUGAGCGUAUAUGGCUCAUUACCGGGCCAAACAUGGCAGGCAAAAGCACUUUCUUGCGACAAAAUGCUCUGAUCACAAUUCUCGCACAGGUUGGAUCGUUCGUACCUGCAGCUUAUGCUGAGAUCGGCAUCGUCGAUCAAAUCUUCAGCCGAAUAGGUGCAGCAGACGACCUCUUCCGUGACCAAUCCACGUUCAUGGUAGAAAUGUUGGAAACCGCUACUAUUCUCAAACAGGCCACUCCCAAGUCGUUUGUCAUCAUGGAUGAAGUAGGCAGAGGCACUACUCCUGAAGAUGGCACCGCUGUUGGCUUCGCCUGUCUACAUCAUUUACACUAUCAUACCCAGUCUCGGGUUCUUUUUGCCACUCAUUUCCAUGCCCUUGCGGACAUGACAGAGGGCUUCGAAAAGCUGGCGAGAUACUGCACCGAUGUUAAGGACAUGGCUUCGGGUGCAUUCUCUUUCGUUCACCGGCUGCGCAAAGGUGUCAAUCGCCAAUCUCAUGCGCUGAAGGUUGCCCAGCUAGCUGGUUUACCUAAAGAAACCCUCGAAUUAGCUAUGCGAGUACGCCAGAAGAUAAGGGAACAAGGGCCAUCGCCUCGGAUCACCGAUGAAGAUUGA